Messenger RNA from Alosa sapidissima (American shad), 8088 nucleotides. RefSeq names its product zinc finger protein 638 (gene znf638). Gene Ontology annotation, cellular component: nucleus. Lineage: Eukaryota; Metazoa; Chordata; Actinopteri; Clupeiformes; Clupeidae. The coding region runs from base 280 to 7899 and encodes 2539 amino acids. The transcript is spliced from 26 exons. The record is from RefSeq and is a predicted model, not a curated record. Gene Ontology annotation, molecular function: zinc ion binding; RNA binding.
GUUUUUAUUUUUCAAACACUCUUGUGAGUUCUCUGUUCCGGCAUUGAGAUUCCACCACCUCCCUUCCUCCGACACCACAGCGUCGAUAGCCUAGUGACUAGACCCUAGUCUGUUGGGAGUUCUUCAGUAAGGUCAAUUUUUUCUAUUUGUGAGAACUUUUUCCUCUUGUUUUACUUAGCUCAGCUAAAGAAACCAUCCUCAGAGACUAGGGGGGAGCAGUAAGUACUGCCGGGGUGCGUUCUCUUCCCUCGUGCACCCCUUCCACACAGGACUGGAGAGAUGCUGAAGAGCAAAAACAAACAGAGCGCUCAGAAUGGCGUAGUGUCUGUCGUUACUAACACUGGCCCCAACAGCUGCUUUCUGACGGCCAAACCUCAUGUAGCUACUCGCUUUGCGUUGUUGUUGGAAAGUUUUCCUGUUGCAAAUUCGUUGAACGCCUUUGGGAGCUUAGGGAGCCUGCCUGUCCUGCCCCCUGCCUCCCUACAGUUGGCACAGAUUAAGACCCAGUUGGCUUUGCACCAGUUGAAUGCACUUGCUGCCACUAACGCCACUGCGGUCCCAUCGCCUGCACAGACUUUGCUCAACCUCUUGAAGGUCUCCAUGUCUCACCCCAUGUACAACCCUGGUGGGGGAGGCUUCUCUGGCUCUCAGAGGCCCAUGGUAUCCAACCAGUAUGGCCUUGGGGGUCAGCCUGGUAUGGACAUGGGUGGCUCUCGCAUCGGACCUGGUGCUGGGCCUAUGUCAGGACCACCGCCGGGUAUGAUGCCUUCAAUGAGAUCCCAGCAGAUGGGUUUUCCAUUGGGUCAACGUCCAUCACAGAUGUCCCAAGACAUCGAGUCAUCUAUUGAAAUGCACAUCAGAGGAGCCCGAGAGGAAGUUCGCCUGCUCAACCGAAUUAUGCCCCAGCAACCAAAACCAACUGACCCACGCUUGCACGACGAUCCGAGGGAGGAAAUGGGUAGUUUUUCUGGACAGAGGGGAUCUGGCAGAAUGGACGAACCGUCCUCUGCAGAUUGGUCGCACUUCCAGCCUCCCAACAAACUUUUUUCGUCCUCUGCUUUGGGUCAUUCCUCCUCAUCCUCCUCACUAUUUCAAACCUCUGGGUUUGGAGGUGGUCCUGGCCCUGGAAGAGGAGGUGUCGAGAGCCAGUCAGGUCCUCGUUCGGGUCCUCCUGAUCGUCCUCCUGUUCGCUACACCUCAGAGAGUGCCAGCAGCAUCCUUGCAAGUUUUGGCCUUUCAAAUGAGGACCUUGAGCUCCUUAGCCAUUACCCUGAUGAUCAACUCACACCUGACAAUCUGCCUUUCAUUUUGCGAGACAUUCGCAUUCGCAAGGCCAAGCGGACCAUGCCUGACACUGACGAUAGAUCACCACGCGAUCAGAGGGCACAGGAACCUCGGCAGAGCAAAGUAAUUGACUAUGGACACUCAAGUAAAUAUGGCUAUACAGAGGAGCGCUCAGACUCCUAUGGAAGAGAUCCACUUCCAAAAGAGUUGCCAAAAUACGAGCGAGACAUAGGAUCUGGACCUUCUUUUGGUGGAGCUGAAAUCACACGGCGGCCCCAGGCAAGUCCAGCAAUGCCCAUUUCAUCGAAACCACCUCCGAUGGACCAUAGGAAUGUCUUGGCCGGCCCUCCUCCUGAACUCAAACCAGCUCCGCCCAGCUCCAUGCCUGGAAGAGAUCCGGUACCCAAGUCUGCUCCUCCAGCGCCCAGCUGCCCUGUAGUCAUGCCACCGACCCAUGCUGUUGGUUCCCGUGCUGGCAUGAUGGUCCUGGGAGAUGGCAGUGGAGGUCCCAAGCCCUCCGCAUGGUCUCCUGCCUUCCCUCCUCCAAGCAACCCAUCAGUCAUGAAGAGGCUCCCAACGCCCACUAUGAUGAAUGAUUACUCAGCGGCCACACCAAGAAUCUUUCCACAUACAUGCUCUCUAUGUAACGUAGAAUGUGUCCUGAUCAAGGACUGGAUAGAACAUCAGAACACAAAUCUUCAUAUUGAGAGCUGCCGGCGUCUCAGGAAGCAAUAUCCGGACUGGAAUGUGGACACACUUAAUGUUCCCAGAAAUGAGUCCAAACCACCUGUGGAGCACCGCAGUCCAAAGCGCCGUUCAAAAUCCCGGUCUCAUUCAUGGACGAGAUCUCCUAGUCCAAGACGACAUCAUGGAUCCACAGGCCGUCGGCCUCGCUCCCGCUCCCGCUCCCGAAGCCCAGGCAGGUACCGGCGUUCCCGGAGUCGCUCCCGCUCACCUCGGAGGUCGUCCCGCUCGAGCCCCACUUCCCACGGCCGCCGGCGCUCCCGUAGCCCACAGUCACGCCGCUCCCGCUCCCCUCCAUCGCGUCGCUCCAGAUCCCACUCCCCACGGAACUACGGCAGGCGGUCUCCGCCUCGCUCUGGCCGUAGGGUGAGUCCGCGGAGGCCCAGCCCACAUCGCCGACCGAGAUCCAGCAGCAGUGAAAGAUUGGCCAAGAAGCUCAUUGAGUCCUCUGCCGGGUUGAACAUCAAGGACAGCAGUGCGCUGGAGGCCGUGGUGAACUCUCUAGCUCCAACUCUACUUGCUGAGUUGGCCAAGAGGAAGAGUGCUGUCGCCUCAUCCUCGGCCUCCAGGGAUGGCGGCCGCAAGCGGACGCCUUCUCCUUCCCCCAAGAGGACCUCCUCCAAAUCCAGUAGCUCCUCCACAAACAAGUCCACUGGCUCCUUCACUAAGAAAAAGGCUGGUCCUGGUACAGCUUGCCUGCUCCGGUUCAAAGGAGUGCCUCACAAAACUACUGACCAAGAGCUCGUAGAGGUUAUCCAGCCUUUUGGGAAGAUCAACCAUGCCUUUGUGAUUAAGGCUAUCGAAGAGGCCUCGGUGUGCAUGGAGAGAGAGGAAGAUGCUAGAGAUUUGGCAAACUUCAAGAACCUGAGGAUCCAUGGCAGGUUGAUCACCAUCUGUAGGGAGGAGGAGCUAACGGAUCCUAGAGCACGACCUGCUGGCAGAGAGGAGAGGAAGGUUAUGGUUGUUAAAAAGAAAGACACGGGCAUGGGUAGAGCACCUCCGACAAGGCUGCUAGCCAGACCCCUAGGUAGAGGUCUCCCUCCUCUGAUGGGGUUGGGAAGGAGACCUCCUCUGCUCCAGAAUCCUGCAACUGGCCCUGUGAAGCCAGGCAGGUACCCUGGAAAGACAGGCCAGGCUACAGGAAAGGAUAGCAAGACUGCAGGAAAGGCAAGCCAGACCCCUGGAAAGGCAAACCAGACCCCUGGAAAAGCGAACCAGGCCCCUGGAAAGGCUAACAAGGCUAACCAGGCCCCUGGAAAGGCUAACCAGGCCCCUGGAAAGGCUAACCAGGCCCCUGGAAAGGCGAAUCAGACCCCGGGAAAGGCGAAUCAGACCCCGGGAAAGGCGAAUCAGACCCCGGGAAAGGCGAGCCAUACUGUGGGGAAAGCGGGCCAGACGCCAGCUAAAGCUGGGCAGAAUUCAGCUAAACCAGGUCAGACCGCGGCCAAGCCUCCUCAGACCACGACAAAGAGCGGUCCAGCGUCCCAGACUGCUAAAGCUAAACCUCCCCCUAAAGAAACACCAGCUGUGAAGAAAGUUGUCAAAAGGGAAAUCCCAUGGAGGAAGAAUGUGAUCACAGUAUCUGGUAUUCCUACUAGUGGAGUAACAGAAGAACAGCUUUUGGACUUGGCUAAACCACAUGGCUGCAAUACUGUCCCCAUCAUUGCUGUCAACCAGGGAAAGGCUUUUAUUGAGAUGCCCACUAUGGAGGCUGCUGAGGCCAUGGUCAAGGCAUAUUCUGAGACGCCUGCAAAAAUUGAGGACGCCCAGCUGACCCUCUCAAUGAUGACCACACCCAUCGACCUGAAAUACACGGAAUCAGUCUUCAGAGUUCUGAUGGGUAUGGCAAAAACUGAGGAAAUCGCCACUCUGCCAGAGCGCCUCCUGAUAGUUUCAAAUGUGCCUGUUAGCAGCACGGCUGUCACGGAGAUUUUGGAGCUCGUCAAGCGCUUUGGUGCCUACAAACAGGCUCUGCCUCUCAAUAAAAGGAUUAUUUUUGAGAUGGAUACCCCUGCCAUUGCCAGAACUGUUCACAACCGCUUCAAGAAGUUUCCCUGUAUCAUCCAGAACAAUCCCCUUAACUUCACCCUGGCUAAACCUCUGAAGCCUGCAGAGGAGGUCAAAAAGAAGAAAGGAGCUAACAGUAACAAGGCAGGAGCUAAGCCUGUUGAUACAAGCAAGAAGGCUGUGCCUACAGAUACAGCAACAGCUACAACAGCUGAAGAUGAGGCCAAACAGGCUAAGACACCCGCUGCUACAGGUGAAGCCAUUCCUAUGGAGGCAGCAUCCAUUGCUGUCACAACAGCUCCUCCAUGUGAUGAUACCCAAUCAGUGACCCCUGCGGCCACUGAAAGCCUGUCCCCCAGUGAUGCUACCCCUGAUCCUACCACAACAACGGACCCUCCCAGUGAUGACAGUUUGGCAGUGGCAGCGACCCCUGACACUUUGUUAGUGACCCCUAACGUCUCUGAAGCAACAGAAACCCCUUGUAAGCCUGCAGCUGAAGUGACCCCUGACGUCACCGCCAUACCAUCCACUGAGAGAGUCUCCACUCCUCCCGCUGUUGUUACGGACUCGCACCCAGAUUCCACACCUGCUCAAGAACCCCUUGCUAUAGCCGAGAAGACCGAGGCCUCGGCUGAGGAUGCAGGCAUCACUGAGACUACCGAGACUGACACUCAAGUGCUCACCCAAGAGGAAAACCUUUCCAAGGAUACUGCCGCUGAAGAGCCUGCAGUGGAAGCCUCGCAGAUCGAGGAGGAUGCUCCCGUGACCACGCCGGUCACAAAGGACGUUGAGUCACGCCAAGACAAUCAGGAGGAUACAGAGACCUCUCCCAGUGCUGAACCAAUGGAAGUGCCUAUGCAACAGAGUGAAGCGAAGGAAGAGAAUGCAGGGGUGGAACAGGAUGCUGUUGCUAAUAGCAACAGUGUAGAGAUUACUAAGGCUGCGGCCUCCCCUUCCGUAGCCAUGGAGACGCCAAAAAUCUCGACCGAAGAAGCAAAACAGGGUAGUGAGGACAAACAGGAUGACCGUGUUGAACCACAGCCAAGCAAAGACAAAGAGUUGGCCAAUUCAGAAGAGCCCCCAUGUGGUUCGUCCAGCUCUUGCAAUCCACCACCAGCUCCAAGUGAGGAAUGCAGUGCUCCUCCAGAGGAAAAAGCAGCGGCGGUGAUCCCGGCGCCACCUGAUGGUGGGCCGGUAUUGGACUUCCCUCCGGUCACCCAGGAGAUCCUGAGAGCUCUGGAGGCAGCCGUGCACCAGUGCCGCAUGCAGUCCUCCUUGAGGCGGGCCGAGGAGGAGGCCAGACAGAAACAAGCCGAAGCAGAAAAGAAGAACUCUGCCAGUAAUAAGCCAACCACCCCAAGCAAGACAACCACCCCAAGCAAACCCGGCGCUAAGCCCAGUCCACAGGAGAAGAAAGCACCUGCGGCAGACGUCAAGAAAGCCCACACUUCUUCCACAGGUGGAGGUAACGGACGCGGACGGAAAGACUCCACUCCAGAGAGAGAUUCCCGGCAACAGAGCAGGAGUCGGGCAGGCUCGGACGAAGAGCAGCUGCCUACAUCCCGGAGAGGAGGAUCGUCCAGCUCCUCAUCCUCACGAAGAAGCAGGCAGGACAGCAGCCCUGCCACCAAGACGAGCAAAGGACGCGAAGAUGAUGGCAAGCACAAGAGCCACAGCACUAGCAGAAGCACACGCUCAUUGAGUAGCUCCAAAGACAAGAAGGAACAGGUUGCUGUUGAACAGCAGCAACAACAGCAGGAGGAGGAAGAAGAGGAGGAUGACUUUUUCCCCUUUAACAUGGAUGAGUUUGUUACUGUUGAUGAGGUCUGCGACGAUGCUGAAGAAGAACCAGCCGAAGUUCCAGCCGAAGCUCCUGAGCAAACCUCAAAGAGAAAGAGAUCUGACUCCCCCCAACCUGUUGAAUCCUCCCCACCUCAGAAGAAGCUGGCUGCAGCCUCUCAAAAGACCCCCACCCCAGUCAGCAAAGGAAAACCGGCAAAGAAACCCACUCCCAGAACAUCGUCACGCAGAACUCGGUCCAGUGUCGCCACAGAGUCAAAAGAAGACGCGGAGGAUGUGCCAGAGGCAGAGCCGAAUGGCGAUGAAGCUGAGGAACCGAAGAAAGACCUUCCCAAGACUGACGCUGCUGCUGCUGCUGCUGUUGUUGCUGUUGUUGGUGCAGAAGACCAACAGGGGGCAGUAGAGGAUGCCAAAGUGGCUGAGGUAACUGUAGAAACUGCUGCAAACUCUGACUCCUCAGAACAAAAUCAGACACAAGAGGUCAAAGUUGAGGUAAAGAUUGAGGAAAUUUCCCCUCAGCGGCCAGUGACCAAUCUGGAAGUGGAUCAUGUCGCUAUAGAGAAUGUGAAGACCGAGUCCUCUACUUUCCUGCUGUCAGAAGAAACUGAGGUUGCUGUGAAAGGUACUGAUGCAGUGAAGGUGGAGGAGUCCGCAGACAUGGAAUUGGCUACUGGGAAGACCGAAACCCAGGCCUUAAAGGAAGAGACCUCGGAGGCUGUGAAACAAGAGGAGAAGAGUGACCUCUCAGUUGCAGGCCGUCCCAACCCAAAUGUGCUGGUCACGCUGGACGAGGUCAGCGAGGGUGAGGAAGACUUCCCCAAUGAUGGCGAAGAUGAUGCUGAGGAGGAAGAGCGCCUGAAGAGGCAGGCCGGGGAGGAUCCCGAGGGGCUGGUGACGGUUGACGAGGUCGGGGAGGACGAAGGGGAAAAUCUGGAAGAGCAUUUAGUCACCUUGGAUGAAAUUGUGGCAGAUGAGGAGGAGGAUGGAGAAGGUGAACAACCAGCACUUUGUUCAGAGACCGCCCAUGAUAACCAAGAAGAGGAAUCGGGGGAUGCUUUCAAUCCUGAGACUCUGGUGACGCUGGAUGAGGCACAUGGAGACGAUGACGAGAUGGAGGAGGAAAAGCUGAAGAAGGAUGUGGAGGAGGACACCACUGUGCCUUCAGGCGGCAUGGCUGAGCCUCCAGUGUCCCCCGGGAUUGACGAGGUGGCAAGGAUGAACUUUGUCACUGUGGACGAGGUGGGAGAGGAGGAGGACGAGCAGCCGCCAUGGCAACCAGCUCCUGAAGAAGAGGAGCAGGGGAAGGAAGUAGUCAGCACAAGGAAAGCCAGAGCCAAGAAGAGAGCACGGCAGACUCCAGUGAGGAAGUCAACACGUGGCAAGAGGGGUGCGAAGCCUAGUGAGGAGGAAGAAGAGGAGGAGGAGGAGGAGGAGGAGCAGCAGCAGCAGCAGCAAGAGAAGAAGAGCCCAGAGAAGACCUCUACUCUCACCAAAACGGAAGAGGCACCCUCAGCCUUGGAACAGCCUGAGGACAAGGAGCCCAAACCUGCUUCGUUGUCCUGUGAGACCCAGAAUACAGAUACCUCAUCCAAAGAGUCGAAAGAGGAGGGGACGUCUUCGGGGCAAGAGGCAAAAGGUGGCCUUGAGGAUGUAAAGGAACAGGAUGCCAAGUUCUUGGCAAAAUUGGAAAUGCCUGUUACCAAGGAGGACAAGGCAGAUGUUAGAGCUCCUAUAACGGUGGAGUCAAAGCAGAGGAGGGAAGAGGAGAUGGAAGCGGAACCAGAGGUGAAGAGGUCCCGUUCGACAUCACCCUUGGACGCAGACUUCACUAUGCCUCCUUUCAAGCCUGACACCCCAGUCGGGGUGGACUUUGUGGUGCCUAAAACGGGAUUCUUCUGUAAGCUGUGCUCGCUGUUUUAUGGCAGUGAGGAGACUGCCAAGAAGAGCCACUGCAGCAGCCUGCGUCACUAUCAGAACAUGGAGAAAUAUUACCAGAAACUGAAAUCUCAGCAGAAGACGAGCAACUCCAAACAGACCUCCCGUCCCGGCUCAACGUCCGAAUGAUCAUCAUUGCCCACUUUAGCAGCCUUUUACUGUCAUCUAUUUGUCUCUAUCAGUUUUGUGGGUCCAAUACAAUUUUGAUGUACAUUUCAUUUAUUUUAAAAAUAAAUACAACUGUUAAAUAUAAAUGGUUAUGAGACUAAUGACAUGAAUGGAGAUGUCUUAUGAAAUAAAAUGUUUUAUUUAGAUCUC